AUGUCGGAGGUCGGCGAGGAGGCGAAGCAGGUUUCCUACACUGUGGUCCGUGAUGAUAACGGUAAUGUUAAGCUCGAGUGCCCUGCUAUGGGAAAGCAGUUUGCUGCCGAGGAAAUUUCAGCUCAGGUUUUGAGAAAACUUGUAGAUGAUGCAUCCAAAUUUUUGAACGAUAAAGUUACUAAAGCUGUCGUUACAGUGCCUGCUUAUUUUAAUGAUUCCCAAAGGACAGCAACAAAAGAUGCAGGUCGUAUUGCUGGUUUAGAAGUUUUGCGAAUUAUCAAUGAACCCACCGCUGCUUCAUUGGCAUAUGGCUUUGAAAAGAAGAACAAUGAGACUAUUCUAGUAUUUGACCUUGGAGGUGGUACCUUUGAUGUUUCAGUCCUUGAGGUUGGUGAUGGAGUAUUUGAAGUGCUUUCUACUUCUGGUGAUACGCAUCUAGGUGGUGAUGACUUUGACAAGCCACUGCAGAUGGACCCAAACAUAUUGAUACCACACUUACCAGAGCAAAGUUUGAAGAGUUGUUCUGAUCUGCUUGACAGUGAUCCUUGUUGGUGGGUCAACACGGAUGCUGCAGUUCAGGAACUUGUUAGAAGAUUGACAGCAAAGGAACCCAAUGUUUCUGUGAAUCCUGAUGAAGUUGUGCUUCUUGGUGCUGCAGUUCAGGCUGGUGUGUUGGCUGGAGAUGUCAGUGACAUAGUGCUUCUUGAUGUGACACCAUUAUCUCUGGGUCUGGAGACCCUUGGUGGUGUCAUGACAAAAAUUAUCCCAAGAAAUACAACUUUGCCCACCUCAAAGUCAGAGGUGUUCUCAACCGCUGCUGAUGGGCAGACAAGUGUAGAGAUUAAUGUCCUUCAAGUGAAGUUUGACAUUGAUGCAAACGGUAUUCUCUCUGUCACUGCUGUUGACAAAGGCACUGGGAAGAAACAAGAUAUUACCAUUACUGGUGCUAGUACCUUGCCUACUGAUGAGACCUGCCCACCAUGUGCAGACAAAGGGAGGGAGAUAAAGAUCAAACAAAUUAGAUUUAGAAGUGAGAGAAUGGUUAAAGAAGCUGAGAAGUUUGCCAAGGAGGAUAAGGAGAAGAGAGAUGCCAUAGAUACAAAGAACCAGGCCGAUUCUGUUGUGUAUCAAACAAGAGAGCAGCUAAAGGAAUUGGGAGACAAGCCGGGGGCAGCACCUGGCUCUGGUCCUGCACCUGGUGGUAGCACUGGGCCUUCAGAAUCAUCUGAUAAAGGACCUGAUGGGGAUGUCAUUGAUGCAGACUUUACUGACAGCAAAUGA
Thlaspi arvense is the source of this 1281-nucleotide messenger RNA. The record is from the annotation of a GenBank genome assembly. Lineage: Eukaryota; Viridiplantae; Streptophyta; Magnoliopsida; Brassicales; Brassicaceae.